GUCCAUUUCCACCCAGUCCAGCACCAAAAAUAUUACUAUAUCUUGUUUGAGCGACUCCCACGCCAGUAGAACUUUUCGAAGCCAUACCCGACGCGAUUGUCAAAGUUGACUAUACGUUAGAAGUAACAUAGGACGCGUGAUUUAAUCACAUGCGUCACAUGUGCCCGCUGGCUUCGAACUUCGUAAUGGCGUUCACGCGGCGUAAAGCCACGCGACGUGGAUCAUCACGGCGUGUAUCACGCCAGAAUAUUACUACAUAUCAAACCGCUAGAAUGCAGCUCACGAACGCCAAUGUCACGUUGCGGCUUCCAAAGCUCGACGAGCUGACCGCCAAGUCUAUAACUCUUUGGCUCAACGCCUGCGAAGUCGAGUUUCAGAAGUUCGAGACUACCAGUUUGAUGGUUCUUACGACCAGGCAGAGAAUUGCAUUCGCCCUCGCAUCCAUUUCCGACCAUCCUGGCUCGCAAGCCUCCGCGGCACGUCCGCGAUACGACCACGACCUUACCCCGAACACUUGGGACCAGUUCCGAGAUCUAUUCCGGACCAAGGUGCUCGGCACGGGCUGGGAGCUGUGUCCUCUGCGUGACUUCUACUCCAUACAACAACUCGGUUCCACCGUGAGCGAGUAUUUCGAGAGACUUGACGAGGCUCUAUUUACCAUUGAGCGAAGCGCCCUUGUCCCGUUAGGGGAUUUCGCCAUCAAGUCUUACUACCUAUUAAACGCUAGUCCGCUCAUAGUGGCCAGCAUCACGUCAAGGCGCUAUGACCUCGUUCAUAUCAGCAUUCAGGAUCUGAAGAGCGAGAUGCUCCAAGUUGAAUCGAGCAUGGCCACAUUGACACUUCGCCCGCCUCAUGCCGCUCCUGACCGAAACGAUGGCCUUGGUCGUACCACAGAUACCACACCUUUUAGCACAGCGUGCAUUUCAACCCUGACUAACAACACGCCCCUCAUCCCGAGUGAGACACCGCAGCACGCAGCCGCCUGCGUUAGCGACAUACACGAGAUCCUUGGCACCGCCGACAGCGACCUGGUCGACACCCCCGACGGCUCAGGUCGCACGCCGCGCUUCUACGCCUUUGCGAAAGGGCACCUCGCGACAGCCACUGCUCUCCUACGAAGCUCCCGCAAAUGGAAGACGCCCAUCCCUCCCUCCGUCGCUAAGGAUUACAUCUUGGACAACACCCCCGAGCACAAGGCCCGCGCACUCUACGACGCUAUCAGGCGCCGCGAGGUGGCCAUGGUCGGGUUCCUGCUUGAGAUUGGCGCCGACCCAAAUGCCCGCGGCUAUGGUGUUUGGCCUGAGUACAUGGGCACGGCGCUGCACGAGGCGGCGUUCUUUGGACCUAAUGAGGUUAUUCAGAUGUUGUUGGAUCAUGGCGCGGAUAGAAGAGCUACGGAUAAGGAUGGUGCGACGGCAGCGGAGGGAGGGUGGAUGUGCUAUGGGCAUCGACUAUUAAUAUGAUCAUUGCAAAGGCAGUCUAGUAAGUGGAGGGGCUGCAGAAACGGUGGUGUUGUGGAGUGAUCUGAUGCACCGUCUGUGGCACUGAUUGGCUGAUUAAAGCCUUAGGUACCUGGUUACGAAGGAUUGACAAACGAUUUUCUUUCAACUCGAGGCCGCGACACCUGUGAUUUAAAGGAGAAGAAAG
Messenger RNA from Lasiosphaeria miniovina, 1647 nucleotides. RefSeq names its product ankyrin repeat-containing domain protein. NCBI's taxonomy places the organism in Eukaryota, Fungi, Ascomycota, Sordariomycetes, Sordariales, Lasiosphaeriaceae. The record is from RefSeq and is a predicted model, not a curated record. Gene Ontology annotation, molecular function: protein binding. The coding region runs from base 150 to 1463 and encodes 437 amino acids. Gene Ontology annotation, cellular component: cytoplasm; nucleus. The transcript has a single exon.